Molecule: messenger RNA, 1202 nt
Organism: Aptenodytes forsteri (emperor penguin)
Lineage: Eukaryota; Metazoa; Chordata; Aves; Sphenisciformes; Spheniscidae
Gene: DNAJA3
Product: DnaJ heat shock protein family (Hsp40) member A3
Exons: 10
Coding region: 1-1164 (387 amino acids)
Biological process (GO): negative regulation of apoptotic process; mitochondrion organization; protein folding
Cellular component (GO): mitochondrion
Molecular function (GO): heat shock protein binding; protein kinase binding
Source: RefSeq, a predicted model, not a curated record
AUGCGGCUCACCCGGCACAACCCACCCCCGACCCAGUAUCUCUUCAUGAGCCGAGACGGAUCACGACGCUCGGCACGGUUGGGCCUGGUUAUUCGUGGGGCAGAGGCUGGAGCUGGGCACCGCGUGGCUCCAUGCUGCCUGCUGGCAAAGAAAUACCACCCUGAUACAAACAAGGAUGACCCUAAAGCUAAAGAGAAGUUCUCCCAGCUGGCAGAAGCCUACGAGGUAUUAAGUGAUGAAGUGAAGCGGAAACAAUACGAUGCGUACGGCACGGCUAGUUUUGAUCCUGGCGCAGCAGGUGCCGGCGCUGGGCGGCAGUACUGGAGCAGCGGUCCGUCGAUUGAUCCGGAAGAGCUUUUCAGAAAAAUCUUCGGAGAGUUUUCGGGAUCCCCUUUCGGCGAUUUUCAGAACGUCUUUGACCAGCCACAGGAGUAUAUCAUGGAACUGACAUUCACCCAAGCGGCAAAAGGUGUUAACAAGGAGAUUGUGGUGAACAUCAACGACUCCUGUGAGCGAUGCAAUGGUAAAGGACACGAACCUGGUACCAAAGCCCAGCGCUGUCACUACUGCAGUGGCACGGGCAUGGAGACAAUAAAUACCGGCCCUUUUGUAAUGCGAUCUACGUGCCGACGAUGUGGCGGUCGUGGUUCCAUCAUAACAACACCGUGCGUAGUAUGUCGAGGAACGGGGCAAACCAAACAAAAGAAGAGAGUGAUGGUUCCUGUGCCAGCUGGCGUUGAGGAUGGGCAGACAGUUCGGAUGCCUGUGGGGAAGAAAGAAAUUUUCAUUACGUUCAGGGUUCAAAAAAGUUCUGUGUUCAGAAGAAAUGGAGCAGAUAUCCAUUCGGACCUCCUUAUUUCAAUAGCACAGGCUGUUCUGGGAGGCACAGCCAGAUGUCAAGGCUUGUACGAGACAAUCAAUAUCACGAUACCCCCUGGUAUUCAGCCAGACCAGAGAAUUCAAAUGAGCGGGAAAGGCAUUCCCAAGGUUAACAGCUACGGCUACGGAGACCACUACAUUCACAUAAAGAUAAAAGUUCCUCAGAGGCUGACGGAUCGCCAGAGAGCCUUAAUGAUGAGCUACGCCGAGGACGAGGCAGAUGUGGACGGCACGGUGAACGGAGUCACAAAUACAGCAUCAGGGAAGCGUUCUACUGGAAACUAAGAGCCAGCCGCAGCAGGUCAUCUUUGCAGUCGGGGAUG